CUGAGAAGCGGCCCGCACAGGGCCGGAAGUGGAAGCGCAGGACGGAACUGAAGGAGGAAGCGGGCUCCAGGGAGCUGGUGUAGCUUUUCCUCUCGGUGGACGCCUUGGGCCGCUGGGAGGGGCGAUGUAGUGUGGACACAAUGGGCUUCGGCCGUAUUGAGAAGGAGCUCUGACCGCCAGCGUCCUCGGCAGGGAGUCCCGGACUCCUGCUUCCUCCCGGAGGCCUCAGGCCCCUUCCGUAGCCCAGAGAUGAAUCCCGAGCUCUUGCACUUCACAGCUCUGGAGGUGCUUUUUGUUCUCCCAGAGUGAGGCGGGGCGGACAGAGCUACUGUUAGCCUGCGGGUGGAGGCCCGGGACGCUAUGUUGGGUCCUGUCGAGCUAGGCGCAAGCAGUGCAAAUUAGCGGUAGUGCUGGGCGUGGAAAUCCUUCAGCUCUGUGAAGCUCAGUCCUGUCACUUUUAGGAACUCUAAGCGACAAGGCAGGUUUACAGUCCAUGGAGUCACUGGGAGAUCGCUCUCCAGUCAAAUAAGUUGCGCAAUCAAAUAGACACAUCACUUCAUCUUCUGCCUGCCCUUUUGAGCUUGCGCCUGCAUAGAGAUCAGUUAAAAAAAAUCGUUCAAACAGAUUUGUGUUGAAACCUCAGUGUGGGGUUGAAAACGCCUCAGUGAACACCUGCCUUCAUUCAUCUAUGAAUUUCAUGUAACCAGAUGAAUAUGAUGUAGAAUGUGAAGCAAUGGAGUUCCAGCCGACCCUGCAGUAUGGAACUUCUAUAGGGCUUUUCUUUUGCUAGUAACAGGUUGUAACUCUAAGGUUGCAACCACUUAAGAAUGAGGGUUAUCUGAAGAAGCUGUAUCAAUGUUUGAUGGGUUUACAUUCAAGGGAUGAAUACUAAGAUUGAAGAUAAUUUCUGUCAGUACCUACAGAUGUUUUCAGACAACCUGCCAUGCAGGACAGAGGUCCAGUGUGGGAUGUACGUGUUAAGAAGGCUAAGAUGGGCAAGCUGAAAGGGGCUCAUCCUCAACACCCCUGGGAAGGAGAGUGGCUGGGGAGACUUCCUAUCUUCUGUUGAUGCCAGGGUGCUGCCCUUGGUGUCUGUGGGAGGCAGAAGUAUAUCUGACCCAUCUACGGCAUCGUGUUCAGGAACUCUGGUGUUGGAGUCGGGAUGGCAGCAGCUGCCAUUCCUCUCAUACAUGUUCAGUCUUCUCUGUACCCACUCUCUCCCGAGAAAGGACACACAGGGAAAAGGGGGCUGGCCAAUGAGUUCUUGACAAACUUGAUACAGGAGCUGGUGUCCUUCGAAGAUGUGACUGUGCAGUUCACAGAGGAGGAGUGGGCUUUGCUGGAUCCUUUGCAAAGAACUCUGUACAGGAAGGUAAUGCUGGAAAACUGGAAGAACCUGGUUUCACUUGGGCAUCACCUUGAUAAACCAAAUCUGAUAUCCCAGUUGGAGCAAGAAGACAAGGCUAUAAUAGAGGAGAGAGGAAGUAUUCCUGGCAUCUGUCCAGAUUUGGAGACUGUACUUAAAGCCAAAUGGCUAACUCCUAAGGAGCAUGUCUUUAGCAAAGAAGAUGCUAAUGGUGGGAAAACAGUCAAAUUGGAGGAAAGAGAUCAUCAUGGAAUGAAAAUCAAUGAAUGCAACCAAUGUUUUAAAGUCUUCAGCACGAAAUCUAACCUUACUCAGCACAAGAGAAUUCAUACUGGAGAAAAACCCUAUGACUGCAGUCAGUGUGGAAAAUCCUUCCGCAGUAAAUCUUAUCUUACUGUUCAUAGAAGAAUCCAUAAUGGGGAGAAACCAUUUGAAUGCAAUCACUGUGGAAAAGCAUUUAGUGAUCCCUCAUCCCUCAGACUUCACGUAAGAAUUCACACUGGGGAAAAGCCCUAUGAAUGUAACCAGUGUUUUCAUGUUUUUCGUACCAGCUGUAACCUCAAAAGCCACAAGAGAAUUCACACAGGGGGUGAGAAUCACCAUGAAUGUACUCAGUGUGGAAAGGCCUUCAGUACAAGGUCCUCUCUCACUGGACAUAAUAGCAUUCAUACUGGAGAGAAACCCUUUGAGUGCCAGGAUUGUGGGAAAACCUUCAGGAAGAGCUCGUACCUAACCCAGCACUUAAGAACUCACACUGGAGAGAAGCCCUAUGAAUGUAGUGAGUGUGGGAAGUGCUUCAGCAGUAGCUUUUCUCUGACUGUACACAAGAGAAUACAUACUGGAGAAAAACCCUAUGAAUGCAGUCACUGUGGGAAAGCUUUUAAUAAUCUCUCAGCUGUGAAGAAGCACUUAAUGACUCAUACUGGGCAAAAACCCUAUGGAUGUAACCAUUGUGGAAAAUCUUUCACCAGUAACUCCUACCUCUCUGUGCACAAAAGAGUACAUAACAGGUGGAUAUGAAUUGUGAUGAGAAAUUACUGAGAGAAAGCUUUGUUGAUCUAAGAUAACUCGAGAGAAUUUACAUCUGGUGUACAUGUUAUCUAUUGGUGUAUAAACUCACCCAAAUUUUGUGGCUUUAAACAAAUACCUCACACUUUAUAGGUCAGGGAUAUGAGAACACUUUAGUUGUGUAAUUCUUCCUCAGGACUUCUCAUGAGCUUGCAUUCAAGACAUCAAACAGAGCUGCAUCUUCUAAAGUUGUCAUUGAAGGAACCACUUCUUGGAUGCCUCACUUUCACAUGCCUAGGAACUUACUACUGGUUCACUGACUCACCAUGUAGGCCUCUCCACAUGAUUACAUAUCUUUAUAAUAUGGCAAAAGAACAAUCCCUCCCCAAAGUGUUCCAAGAGAAACCAAUUAAAAAACGAAAUAUGACCUGGCCUCCAAAAGGUAUAUUUUCACUUCUUCUCUAUUGUAUUCGUCGAACACAGACUUACCUUGAUACAGUGUGGGAGAAAACUACAGAAUAUCUGAGGGUCAGGAGACAGCUCUCUGAGGACCCUCUGAGAAACUUGCCAUGAAAUUAAUGAAGUUUUCAAUAGACCUUAAUCCUUUUAAUCAGUGUGAAAUGACAUUUGGUAAAUUGUUAAAUCUUUCUGCAAAGACACCUGUGUGAUAAAGCUUUUUAGUUCACUUAUAAUGUGUCCCAAAGAUUAUGUGUUGGAAAAAAACUGGUAAGUAGAAUGCUGGUCAUGUGAUAAUGGUCUUCAGUGAUGUCAGUCCUUACAGUCUUUCUUGUGGGAAAUCACACCACUGAAAAACAAAAAAAAAUUCAGAAAACUGUAUAGCAAAGUGUUCACAUUACUGACCACAGAUAAUGAAGUGCUCUGCUGUGAUAGUGGGGAAUCUUUGACUCUUUUCCUUUCUUAAAGAGGUAUGAAAAUGCUUUCUGAUAAGCCCCCUUGAGUAUCAGAGGCAUUGACAAGUGUUUGAGGAUUCCUGUGAUGCAGGAAUAAAUUGGCAAUAAUUCUUCUAAGCACAUAAAUUAGAGAGACACCUUAGGAAAGUGAAGUAAUACAUGUCAGGAUGCUCCAGCAUCAGUUGUCUGCUGAGUGACUGUAAUAAUUUAUACAGGAAAUGAAAUGGAUGAGUGUGGGGAUACCUCCACCAGUAGGUAGUAUCUGUAGGUUCAGUUACCAGUUUAUUAAUUUUCAAUCUUUGUUUUAUAGACAUGUAUAUUUAUAUGUAUAACCCCACCACAAAAAAACAGCCCUUCACUUUUCCAAAAUUUCAGUGUAUUGUAUUUAUAGCUUCUCUUCUGAAGGGCUGGGUAUGGUGGCACACACUAGUAAUCCUAGCACUCAGGAGGUUGACAAGGUGGAUUGUGAAUUUGAUGCAAGCUGGAACUGGCUAACAUAGUAUUUUUGUCAAGAGUAUAAGACUUUUUGAUAUUGAUCUUUUUUCUUCUUUUCUGUCCUGCAAGUACCUAGUGUCCAUUUUGUCCUGCUUAGGGCCAACAAGAUGGCUCACUGGGUGAAGGUGCUUGCCACCAGACCUGAUCACCUGAGUUCAGUCCCCAGAACCCAGACAGUGAAAGUAGACAACGGACUCUGACAUCCACACACGUCAGCCCAACAACAAAAUCAAUAUUUUUUUAAAUCUGCAAGUGUAUUAAAAUAAUAUGCCAGGAUUCCUUGAAGCCUCAAGACUGGCACCAUGAAAUUUGGAGGCCGAAGGAAAAGCCUGACUUCUCAUUUAUUUUCUAUUCCUCUCAUACUUUCUCUUGGCAAAUGGCUGUAUGAUCUGGAGUGAGAAUUGUUUUCUCUUGUUUUGAUCUUGAUGUCGUAAGCAGUGGAACAGUAACAAUGAUUUAUUUUCCUCAAAAACCUCUGACUGAGUACAUUAGUUCUAGAUUCCUUUUUUUUUUUUUAAUUCAUGCUUUGAUUAAAAGUAACCCCUUGCUGGUUGAAGCCAACAUGAUUUGCUGUUUGUUUUUGAAGCAAUGUUAAGUUCCAUCUUAAUGCAUGUCUAACUGGUAAACCUGUUUGUCAAAUAAUAUCCACGGUUCUUUGAAAGUAAUAUAUAUUCUCUUACAUGUUGAUAUAGGGUAUAUGCACGUUAACACAUUCAAUGUUAACGGUAUGUACAAAUUGUUUUCUUUUAAAAUAAUUUUGUAGUAGAGCCAUGGUAGUCUUCCAUUGUGAUUAUGAAUUAACAUUCUUAGAAGUUUGUCAUUUUUUUUUCUAUUUAUUCUGAAGUUCUGUAACUAGGUGCUUACAAGAUUGGGUGCUUUUUUUCUGUGAAGUGUUCCUUUUUAUAGGGACUACAUCUUUUCAUAACAAAGGACCAUAAUGCAUUGAUAAUAAAUGGUCAGACACUAUGUAGUGCUUCUCAUAGACAAGCAGAAAUACCUCAUAAGUAACUAUUGAGUACUCUAAAUAAACAUCAAUGUGUUCUGUUAUUA
Messenger RNA from Peromyscus maniculatus bairdii (prairie deer mouse), 4830 nucleotides. The record is from RefSeq and is a predicted model, not a curated record. NCBI's taxonomy places the organism in Eukaryota, Metazoa, Chordata, Mammalia, Rodentia, Cricetidae.